AUGACCACAGGCUCUUCAGUCGAUCUCGAGAAACGAGUUCGAGAGCUCCUGCUCGCAUUCGAAAAAGCAUCCACUGUCGACGUAGGAACCAUCCUACAGCAUUUCACUUCGGAUGCAAAGUUCUGGAUUUGGGGUUUACAGAAGCCUCCUUCUGUGGGACAUGAUGAAAUACGACACGGACUUGAACAAUUAGCUGCAGCCAUUAAAGACUUCACCAUAUCUAUCGAGCACAUAACGGUUGGUGGAAACACUGUUAUGGUGGAAAGAGUGGAGAAAUUCACCUAUCUUGGGAAGCAUCAAGUAACACUGCCCGUCGUUGGCGUUGGGGGGGUUGAUGCUGACGGCAAGUUUGUGGUGUGGAAAGACUACUUUGAUCCCAGUGAAAUGUAUAGCUUGGGAGCCGCCAAAGAGUAA
Messenger RNA from Fonsecaea pedrosoi CBS 271.37, 414 nucleotides. RefSeq lists its product as uncharacterized. Lineage: Eukaryota; Fungi; Ascomycota; Eurotiomycetes; Chaetothyriales; Herpotrichiellaceae. The record is from RefSeq and is a predicted model, not a curated record. The transcript has a single exon. The coding region runs from base 1 to 414 and encodes 137 amino acids.